AUGAAGCUGGGCUCGCAGGGGCUGGAGAUCUCGGCGCAGGGCCUGGGCUGCAUGGGCAUGUCCGCCUUCUACGGCCCUCCCAAGCCGGAGAUGGACAUGAUCGCGCUCCGCCGCCACGCCGUCGCGGCCGGCGUGCUUCUGGGCGGGGUGAGGGAGGACGAGCAGCCCGCCACCAAGUUCGGCAUCUCGUCCGGCGACGACGGCAAGCCUGACUUCCGCGGCGACCCGCCGUACGUGCGGGCGGCGUGCGAGGGCAGCCUCCGGCGGCUCGGCGUCGACUGCAUCGACCUCUACUACCAGCAUCGCAUCGACACCAUGGUACCUAUCGAGGUCACGGUGAGUGGCACUGUUAGCAACCGGAACAGAAUUUUGGGAUAG
Molecule: messenger RNA, 378 nt
Organism: Setaria italica (foxtail millet)
Lineage: Eukaryota; Viridiplantae; Streptophyta; Magnoliopsida; Poales; Poaceae
Product: probable aldo-keto reductase 2
Exons: 2
Coding region: 1-378 (125 amino acids)
Cellular component (GO): cytoplasm
Source: RefSeq, a predicted model, not a curated record